UACAACAAGAACAACUAGUGGUUUUAUUUUGUCUGUAUGAAGAUCGAGGAUAGGAGGUAGCGGCGUUAUGGUGGGUUUCUGGCACAGAUUGGGGACCAAAGGCAAAGCCUUAUACUCAGCGACGCUCUCACCGCCAUGUUCAAGCCCUCUCACUCUCCCUCACAUUUGGGUUCCCACCCAAACCCCCCAUCGUCCCCUCUCAUCUGGGUUUCACCCUGUGAAAACAGGAGCUACAGGGAAGACUCAGAGUGCUGCUGAAAUAAUGAGCGGAAAGCCAAUUGCAAAAGACAUAAAUUUGAGAGUAGCUGCUGAAAUAAGCAGAAUGAAAGCUGCCAUCGGAAGACUUCCUGGGUUGGCUGUGGUUUUGGUGGGCUACAGAGAGGACUCACACGCUUAUGUCCAUAUCAACUUAAAAGCUUGUAAUGAAGUUGGGAUUAAAACUUCCAUUGUACAACUACCCCAAGAUUGUACUCAAGAUCGACUUAUUGAUGUUGUUUCAAGUUUUAACAGCAACCCAUCUGUGCACGGUAUAAUUGUUCAACUUCCUCUGCCACAGCAUUUGGAUGAGGAAACGAUUAUAAAUUUUGUGAGUCCGGAAAAAGAUGUGGAUGGCUUUCACCCCCUCAAUAUGGGGAAUCUUGCAUUGCGGGGAAGGGAGCCGUUAUUCAUCCCUUGUGCCCCUAAGGCUUGCAUUGAGUUGUUGCUCAGGUAUCGUGUGGAGAUCAUUGGGAAGAAUGCAGUGGUAAUAGGGAGAAGCAAGAUUGCUGGGUUAUCCACUUCUUUGCUCUUGCAGAGGCACCACGCGACGGUUAGCACUCUCCAUUCGUUCACCAGCAACCCAGAACAAAUUACUCGUCGAGCUGACAUUGUUGUAUCAGAUGUUGGCAUUCCAAAUAUAGUUGGAUGCGAUUGGCUGAUGCCAGGGACAGUUGUAGUCGACAUGGGGACAAAUUCAGUUAAGGAUCCCAAUAGUCCCCGAGGGUUCCGUACCACCGGAGAUGUUUGCUACGAAGAGGCAAUUAAGGUGGUGUCAGCCAUAACUCCUGUGCCAGGAGGAGUUGGACCUGUUGUAAUCUCAAUGCUCCUCUCCAACACCCUUGACUCUGCAAAGCGAGCUUACGGAUUCACUUGAUCUUUUCUCCUAAGAAGGGAAUGUAUAUGUGACUGGGCGGGACAUGACUUGUGGGGUUUAAAAAUUGGAAAUACAUAGAUCGAGAGCAAUUUAACUUUAAUUCGAAUUGCUUUUGUUUACCUUUUUACUAGUAGUUUGGCAUAUGUUAUGGUAUGCAUGUGAGAGUUAUUGCUUGGAAAGUCGAGAAGAAAGGAAAGAUGGAUUAGUGGGAGAAAAAUAUGAGAGUAUUUUAUUUAUUUAUAUAGUGGUUAAUUACUAUGUUGCUCUUACUAUAUUACCUUCUUUUUAUUGAGUGUAAUUUAAAUA
Prunus dulcis (almond) is the source of this 1438-nucleotide messenger RNA. RefSeq names its product bifunctional protein FolD 1, mitochondrial-like. The transcript has 5 exons. Bases 68 to 1132 code for a protein of 354 amino acids. Gene Ontology annotation, cellular component: cytosol. Gene Ontology annotation, molecular function: methenyltetrahydrofolate cyclohydrolase activity; methylenetetrahydrofolate dehydrogenase (NADP+) activity. The record is from RefSeq and is a predicted model, not a curated record. Gene Ontology annotation, biological process: tetrahydrofolate interconversion. NCBI's taxonomy places the organism in Eukaryota, Viridiplantae, Streptophyta, Magnoliopsida, Rosales, Rosaceae.